This is a messenger RNA of Aethina tumida (small hive beetle), 2176 nucleotides long. RefSeq names its product frizzled-4. The record is from RefSeq and is a predicted model, not a curated record. Lineage: Eukaryota; Metazoa; Arthropoda; Insecta; Coleoptera; Nitidulidae. The transcript has 4 exons. Gene Ontology annotation, cellular component: plasma membrane. Gene Ontology annotation, biological process: canonical Wnt signaling pathway; non-canonical Wnt signaling pathway. Gene Ontology annotation, molecular function: Wnt-protein binding; Wnt receptor activity. The coding region runs from base 26 to 1642 and encodes 538 amino acids.
UUCUCUCCUCUACUCUCCGUUUAAAAUGCGGUGCGUUUCGAUUUUAACGUUGAUCAUAGUUUCGUUCGCCGACAUCAGCGUCCAGGAACCGAUGCUGAGAACAUGCGAACCUAUCAGGGUGGAACUGUGCAAGAACCUCGGCUACAACAUGACCGGCAUGCCGAACUUGAGUGGCAACGAUUUACAACAGGAGGCCGACUACAACAUCAAAUCGUUCUCGCCGCUGAUCCAGUACGGCUGCAGUCCGCAGCUGAAGCUGUUCCUUUGCUCCGUUUACGUGCCAAUGUGCACAGAAAAAGUGUCAAAUCCGAUAGGUCCGUGUCGCGGUUUGUGCGAGAGCGUCUUCUCCCGUUGUUAUCCCGUGCUGAGCGAGUUCGGGUUCCCGUGGCCGGACGCGCUGGACUGUUCCCGAUUCCCCGUCGAAAAUAACCAGGAUCACAUGUGCAUGGAGGGACCGAAGGAGAUGAGGAUCGUGGACGUAAAGUCGCCCGUCAAUCCGGCAGUGGCGAACUGUCCGCCCGGACACGUGCCCGAUCUUAUGGCCGGAUGCGUUUCACGUUGCGAUUCCACGUUGAUCUUCGACGAGGCCGAAAAAAGAUUCGCCGAGGUGUGGGUGACUGUUUGGGCGUUGAUCUGUUUCACCACCAGCUUCGGAUCAGCACUGACUUUGACAAUUGGAGGCGGAAGAGUUAAGGCGAAACCUCUAGUCAGUUUGGCACUCUGUUAUUGUCUCGUUAGUGCUGGUUGGGCACUAAGGAUGUUCUCUGGCAGAAUGUCGAACGGUUGUCACAGGAACAACGGCGAUUUUCCGGAAGACGGAUUAUCGAAUGUUAACUGUGCGUUCGUUUUCCUUCUCAUCUAUUAUUUUGGAAUGGCCGCAAAUGCUUGGUGGGUGUGCUUGUGCGCCUGGUGGGUAGCUAGGGUGGGAUUGUCGUGGGCCCCCGAAAAAUUGAGGAGUCUGGGCUCCAUCUUGCAUGUCUGCGCGUGGGGAUUCCCCGCCGCCCUCACCGUCGCCGCCCUGGUACGACGAGACGUGGAUUCUGACGAUCUAACAGGGACGUGUUACAUCGGAAACAGAAACAACACAACUCUCCUGACGUUAGUGCUCAUACCUUACGUCAUCUUCUUCACAUACGGAGUGUGUCUUUUGAUUCUGGGUUGCGUGUACGUGAUCAGAAAACCCAGACAACUGGCGGCGGCACCACUUACCUCGACGGCGCCCAGAAAGGAAGGUGAUUUCUUGGGCGCCAUCUGCGCCCUUUACGCCAUCCCGACAUUCUGCGUCAUGGUCAGCGUGUACUACGAAUACAACAACCGGGAUAAGUGGUUGGCGAGAGAGAAACGGGCGGCACUUUGGGCAUUUCUGUUAAAAUAUCUGAUGUCGUUGUUUGUGGGCGUGAGUUCGAUAUUCUGGAUCUGGUCCAUGAAAACGGUGACGGCCUGGAAGGCGGUCCUGAGACGACUGGGACCGAGGAAGCAGCCCCCGGUCAAGGUGCAAACCAUGCCUGUGUUGCGGUACGUGCCAACGCACCAGCCGAUGUCCAGCACGAUGAGCACGAGCAGCAGACAUUCAUCUAGGUCGAAUCCGCACAGGAAACCGCGGAUGCACAAUCUAAGAAACGGCGGCGAGUCCAUAAUCUAGAUGGUGCAUUCUAAUUUGUUGUAAAUAGACUGUGAUUAUGUUCCGUAUACAAAUAUUUAUUCUGAUCUAUUUCCCUUGACUUGAUUUUUUGUACAAUAAAAAUGAAAUUUUUAUGCAAUUUAUAGGAAUAGGAGAGGGUUUACAUAGACUUAACGAAUGAACAUUGGACGAGGAUUUUGCUUCGUCGGCUUUAAAAUGGUCUAACCCACAACUGUACGAUUAUCCUGUAAAGAUCAGUGUAUUGUGCCAUUUUAUUACAUUCAAAGAAUGUUUCAAGUUUUUUUUUUAUACUUUUGAGCUUUUUAUAAAUGUUUGUACAGUGCCUUAUUGACUGAACUGUAACUAUUUAUUAGUUAAGUAUUGCUUUAUGCUUUCAAUAAUACUAUUGUAAAUAUCCGUGCCAUUUUUUAAACAUUUUUUAUAAGAAUUAAAUGUACUUAGCUUACAAUUAGUUGUAUAAUAUAUUGUAAGAUUGUGAUAUGUGUCCCCUAAAUUAAGUGUAUAGAUAGAAAUACAUAUGUUUUAUACUAAAGA